Molecule: messenger RNA, 2365 nt
Organism: Synchiropus splendidus (mandarinfish)
Lineage: Eukaryota; Metazoa; Chordata; Actinopteri; Syngnathiformes; Callionymidae
Gene: acvr1l
Product: activin A receptor, type 1 like
Exons: 10
Coding region: 161-1687 (508 amino acids)
Biological process (GO): protein phosphorylation; transforming growth factor beta receptor signaling pathway; heart development
Cellular component (GO): BMP receptor complex; plasma membrane
Molecular function (GO): SMAD binding; ATP binding; transforming growth factor beta receptor activity, type I
Source: RefSeq, a predicted model, not a curated record
CGGAAUGUUUUGGUGACAGGGAGGAGAUGCGGGUGGGUUGGGCUGCGGCUCCCCUCGGCUUUUAUUAACCACACAGUCCGACUCAAACCCGACCUACGGAUUCACAAAGAGUACACGAUGAGCUAGGACACCCACAAGCAAAGUGCCAGUGCACUGAACCAUGGGGUGUUGUGGCGUCCAUGUCCUGCUGCUGCUGCUCUUCCUGCAGCUACUGCGACUGCCUGUUGACGCCUCAGAUGGACAACUGGUGUGUCUGUGCGACGGCACCAAGUAUUCGCAGGCCUCCCAGUGUCGCGGCACACGCUGUUUCUCGUCGGUCAAAUACGAGAACGAUGCGAUGGUUUUUGAGCAUGGCUGCUUGAAUGGGACGGAGAAGACGCGUUUGCAUUGCUCCACGCCUCCGCUGCACCGGCAGGCUAUUUUCUGCUGUUCCCAUGACAUGUGCAACGACAAGUCCACCAGGAGCGACUUACUGUCCCUGCUUCCAACCGUCCCACGGGAAGAGCCAGUUCGCUACUGUGUGGAGAUGGUGGCGCUCUUUGUCCUGGCGCCGGUGGUUGUUCUGGUGCUGCUCUCCUUGUUGUCCGUCCUGGCGUGCAGGAGGCUGCACCACGGUCGUCUGCAGCGGCUGCAGGAGUUUGACACAGAGCAGGGAGCGGUGGACGGACUCAUAAGCUCCAACGUGGGAGACAGCACAUUAGCGGAUCUGUUGGAUCACUCGUGCACAUCAGGCAGUGGAUCUGGACUUCCUUUCCUGGUCCAGAGAACUGUUGCCCGGCAGAUCAGUCUGGUGGAGUGUGUGGGUAAAGGCCGGUACGGAGAGGUGUGGCGAGGACAGUGGCAGGGUGAGAACGUGGCAGUGAAAAUCUUCUCAUCCCGAGAUGAAAAGUCCUGGUUUAGAGAGACGGAGAUCUACAACACAGUGCUGCUGAGGCACGAAAACAUUCUGGGCUUCAUGGCCUCCGACAUGACGUCUCGUAACUCCAGCACCCAGCUGUGGCUCAUCACCCACUACCAUGAGAACGGCUCGCUGUAUGACUACCUGCAGCGCGUCGCCGUGGAGACGGCGGAAGGCUUGGCGAUGGCUGCCUCGAUAGCGUGCGGCUUGGUGCACCUGCACACCGAGAUCUUCGGCACGGAGGGGAAGCCCGCCAUCGCUCACCGAGACCUGAAGAGCAAGAACAUCCUGGUCACCAAGGAGCUGCGCUGCUGUAUCGCUGACCUGGGGCUGGCGGUGACCCACUCUCAGACCGACAACCUCCUGGAUGUAGGCAACAACCCCAAGGUGGGCACGAAGCGCUACAUGGCCCCCGAAGUUCUGGAGGAGAGCAUCCAGACCGACUGCUUCGACGCCUACAAGCGAGUGGACAUCUGGGCCUUCGGCCUGGUGCUGUGGGAGGUGGCCAGACGCACCUACAGCAACGGAAUUGUGGAAGAAUACAAGCCUCCCUUCUACGACCAAGUGCCAAACGACCCGAGCUUCGAGGACAUGAGGAAGGUGGUGUGUGUGGAGCAGCAGAGGCCUUUCAUUCCCAACCGCUGGUUCUCCGACCCGACUCUCUCCGCUCUGGUGAAGCUGAUGAAGGAGUGCUGGUACCAGAACCCGUCCGCCCGGCUCACGGCGCUGCGCAUCAAGAAGACCUUGGACAAGAUCCACAGCUCGCUGGAGAAAGGCAAGGAGUCGUGAGACGCCGCGUGUGGGGAGUCUGGUCCAGAGAGUUGGACGACUUGGCUCGGAGACAGACUGCCAACGGUUCCACUCUGGACGGUGACAGAGACCACGGCUCAUGUUCUCUUCGACAAGUGUCUGCUGCAAUUCUGAUCCCCAGCUGUUAGUGGUCGGUUGUCAUGGCGACCCGCUGUCGGGUCCAGUCCACUUGUGCACACUGAACUUCAGAGCUUUCUGUUCUCCACAUUUACAAGCACACAGAGUAGAGCUGGGUCAGAACUGGGCCUGAAGCUGGACAGAACCAGAGGAAGCAGUGGGACUCUCCAACUGUGACUCAGCCGGAGUUUUAUUCGCCAACAUGCUCAACUGCUGCUCAUGUAAAGAGCGUCAUGGUGAAGCACAACUUGGAUCAGCGCCUCUCUGGUUCAGUGCACAUGGGGACUGGACCUGAGACACCCGAGGAGGAGAGCCAACCCCAGAGUUUCUCUGCCGGCGCCACGUCAGAGGAACAUAUGUACUCGGCAAGACUUUGUUUUCUCGCUCAUGUGUCGGUGUGUGGAAGUACAGCAGUAGGAACUAGUGCGUGUCUGAUCAUGAGGAAGCGCUUCUGUCGGAAGCCCCGCUCACUUCAUUGUUUCUGUCCAUCCAUGCAGACUUUGUUUUGAAAUGUUUUUUUUUUAUAUGUAAUAAAAUGUU